AUGCAUGGAGUGCACGGACUAAUUCCAAGAGGGAUCGAGAGAGAUUCCCAUGGGUCAGUUGUUUCUACGAUCCCUCGACAAGAUCUUAACUCUCGAGAUUUGAAUAGACACUCUAAACCGAAAAAGGUCAAACUAAGGUAUCAGAAAGAUCUUGUAAGAUACGUGGAAAUAUCG
Messenger RNA from Acaulospora morrowiae, 174 nucleotides. NCBI's taxonomy places the organism in Eukaryota, Fungi, Glomeromycota, Glomeromycetes, Diversisporales, Acaulosporaceae. The record is from the annotation of a GenBank genome assembly.